AUGGCCUCAUGGAAUGUUUUCCAUCUAGGCCUCAUUCUGUUCAGUCUGGUAUUUGCUGUCCUUGCCGAUGAUGACAAUCUCUGGAUCUAUCCAACCGAGCCCGGCCCCUCGAACAACUUUGUGGCCAACCCGACUUUCACACUUGGCUCGAAGCAGACUAUCGAAUGGACCACUACCCUCAAUUCCUACUCUAUCGCGCUAUUCCAACAGCAGAUAGACCUUGAGUCCGGGAUUGAAAUUGAGACAAUUUACCAGAGUAGCCGCAACGGCUCAGGAGACAAGUCCUUCAAAUGGACAGUUCAGACGUACGACGCAAAUCGGACACUAUCGCCCGUUUACUUCUUCUGGAUCAACCCGGGCAGCUCCGCUGGUUUCACCUCUCACUAUUUCAAUAUCACCAAAGAUGACACUGCAAACGCUGUAGCCUUGUCUUCGGUAGCCACUUCGUCGUCAACAACCUCUCAACCCACUACUUCCAGCCCCAGCACCACAACACCAAGCAGCGCAAGCAGCGCAAGCAGCACAAGCAGCACAAGCAUCACCCCCACCAGCACAUUUAUCACGUCCGCGAGACCAGCAGCAACAACAACAACCCCUGCUUCCACCAUCAUCCCAGCUAUCUUCAACAAAUCCACAUCCGACUACCCCGACGCCUCGGUCAUAAAAGUUGCCUUGGGCGUAGGGCUCGGGCUGGGCAUCCCACUGGUGCUCAUCGCCGGCAUCUGGAUCGGGCUCAAAGCCGUGCAGCAGCGACGAGCAGCGUCGUUGUCGUUAUCGUCGCGCAACAGUGACCACCCCAACGACCGUGAAGCCAUCAAUCCGCAGCAGCGAGGCUGGCAAAUGAACCCGCUACCUGGAGGAGGACGAACGGACCAGAAGAGGAUAACGCCGGUCGUCGAGGCACCGUACUUUCAGCGCGUGGCUGAGGUGGACGGCCCCUGGUUGGCGCAUGGGAGAGUGUAUGGGAGGAUGCAUGAGGCGCCUGGUGACUUGCCGCCGCGCGUUGAGCUGGACGCCGGGCAUCACAGGUGGAUAUGA
Messenger RNA from Lasiodiplodia theobromae, 1038 nucleotides. RefSeq lists its product as uncharacterized. The coding region runs from base 1 to 1038 and encodes 345 amino acids. The transcript is spliced from 2 exons. Lineage: Eukaryota; Fungi; Ascomycota; Dothideomycetes; Botryosphaeriales; Botryosphaeriaceae. The record is from RefSeq and is a predicted model, not a curated record.